Molecule: messenger RNA, 6053 nt
Organism: Silurus meridionalis
Lineage: Eukaryota; Metazoa; Chordata; Actinopteri; Siluriformes; Siluridae
Gene: med1
Product: mediator complex subunit 1
Exons: 16
Coding region: 40-5343 (1767 amino acids)
Biological process (GO): cellular response to thyroid hormone stimulus; regulation of transcription by RNA polymerase II
Cellular component (GO): mediator complex
Molecular function (GO): transcription coregulator activity; nuclear vitamin D receptor binding; nuclear retinoic acid receptor binding
Source: RefSeq, a predicted model, not a curated record
GCGCUGCGUCAUCAGGACGCGACGCUUUAAUACGGAAAGAUGGCGGUGGCGUCUGCAGCGGUUGCGGCUACGCUCCGAGGCGUUAGUCCCGCCAGAGAACCAGCUUUGGACCGCGUUAAAGUGGAGGAAGGCACCGAAACGGAGAAGCAGAGUCGUGUGUCCGCUCUGCUGGAGAGGCUGCACGCCAAACACAACGCCUCAAGGCCAUGGCCGGAAACCAGCAAAGUCGUCCGCACAGCCAUGGAAAAGCGUGGUGUAAUGAACUCAGCCGGUCAUCAGCUCCUGCUCAAUUGUUUAGAGACGCUUCAGAGGGCACUUAAAGUGUCCUCCCUGGCAUCCAUGACCGAUCGUCUGGAAUCCAUCGCCCGUCAGAACAUGUUGGGGUCGCACCUGAGUCCCUCGGAGACAGAGUGCUACAUCACCUCGGACAUGUUCUAUGUUGAAGUGCAGCUCGACACCAUGGGCCAACUGAUCGACGUCAAAGUGGCUCACCACGGAGAGAACCCUGCGAGCUGUCCCGAGCUCAUCCAGCAUCUGAGAGAGAAAAACUUUGAGGAGUUCUCCAAACACCUGAAGGGUCUCGUGAACCUGUACAAACUUCCUGGGGACAACAAACUGAAGACUAAAAUGUACCUGGCCCUGCAGUCUUUGGAACUGGACCUUACUAAGAUGAUGCACAUGUUCAGGAUAGCCACAAAGGCCAACACGGUGGAGACUAUCCUGCACGGCGGCGUGGGCCUGCUCACCCAGAGGAGCGGCGGCCAACUCCUGUCCCUGCAGUGCUACGUCUCGCCUUACGACAUUUUUGAGGAGGGAACCGGCGCUCAGCUCAACUUCACCGACGCAACCUUCCCUCGUUCUUUCGGAGUGUCCGUGUCUGUGACUGUGGAGGGAACGUCGUCUGUCUACAAACUUCCCAUCGCGCCUCUCAUCACCGGCUCUCACCCAGUGGAUAACAAAGGUACACCGACAUUUUCUCCAGCGUCAAACUCAAACUGUGUCGACCUUCCAGCGUGUUUCUACCUGAAGAUGAAGCAGCCCAUGCCCUUCUCACUAUCCUUUAUUCACAAAUUGGGCAACGUUACGGGUAUCCCAGUGUUUGAGUCAGUCCCUGCCUUGUCUCCUCUCUAUGAUCUCAUCAUUAAAAGUCAGUUCAGUGAAGAAGGUGGCAGCGGCGCUCCAGCGUCGGCCCGAUCCAAGAGAUUUUACGCAUCUCUGCCAGGACAGCAACACUGUUACUUUCUGAAUGGAGAUGCCCCAGUGCAGGAUGGGAAAUCUCUGCAGGGAGCUCUGGUUACCAAAAUCCCUUUCCGACACCCUGCUCACGUACCCACGCUGCUGGAUAUCAUACGACACCAAGCAGCAUACAACACGCUGAUCGGUAGCUGUGUCAAAAAGACCUACAUAAAGGAAGAUGCCCCAGGGCUGCUGCAGUUUGAGGUUUGUCCACUGACAGACUCCAGCUUUAGCGUAUCCUUUCAGCACCCUGUCAACGAGUCUCUUGUCUGUGUCGUAAUGGAGGUGAUCGACUCACGGCAGGUAGCGUGUAAGCUGUACAAGGGCUUGUCUGAUGCUUUGAUCUGCACAGAUGAGUUCAUUACCAAGGUGGUUCAGCGAUGCAUGUCCAUCCCUGUGACCAUGCGUGCGAUUCGUCGCAAGGCGGAGACGAUUCAGGCAGACACCCCAGCCUUAUCCCUAAUAGCUGAAACUGUGGAGAUAAUGGUGAAAAAAAACCUUCCUCCCACAGGAAGCCCUGGAUACAUGGGGAUGGGCACAGGACCUGAUGGGAGCAACAGUGUGGGCCUACCUGGUGUAGGGGGUGGUACUACACCUACAGGAGGCAGUAGUGCUGGGAAUAUGGGUGCAGGUGGUCAGUUCCCAGGUGCAAUGAGUUCGUUUUUCAACAUGAGCCACCAAGGAGGUUCAGUUGGGGACACUAUGGGACAGCAACAGCAGCAGCUCCCACCACAGCACGGCCACGGUUCAGAUGACUUUAGCAAAGUGACUCAGAACCCAAUACUCACCAGCCUUCUUAAAAUAACAGGUAGUGUAGGUUCUAGCCCCACUACUCAGAGCUCUGCUGGCUCACAGCCACACCAGACCCCUCCACCGACCACCUCGCCUGCCAGCAAUACCAAAAACCAUCCCAUGCUAAUGAACUUGUUGAAGGACAACCCCUCGCAGGACUUUGCUGCUUUAUAUGGGAGCAGCCCUCUGGAGAGACAAAACUCUUCUGGUUCUCCUCGCACAGACAGCCAAGGUCAGCCGUGUCCCGGAGGAGGCACCAAAGGCAAGAAGAAGCGACCAAGGGGCACCGAUAAGGGUGUUAUGGGACCCGGGGGAGGUAUGGGAAUGAAACCGCAAUCCCAGCAACAGCAAAUGGGGAGCCUAAUCCAGCAGCACCAUCACACACACCCUCCCACUGAAGACGACUUUCAUCGUGAGCUCUUUUCUAUGGAUGUUGACACGUCUCAAAAUCCUAUAUUUGAUGUCAAUCUUCCAGGUGAUGGGUUGGACACUCCUCACAGUAUCACCCCAGCUCCAAGCCAAUGUGGAACCCCACCAUCAGGCCCCGGAAUGUCGUACCACCCCCAAUCACACGUCCAGUCUCAGAGUCAAGCUCAGUCACAGCCAUCAGGCUCUUUACCUCGGAUGGUGCGCCUCUCGAGCUCUGAAAGUAUUGGUCCUGACAUUAAUGACAUUCUGUCUGAUAUUCCUGAUCCAGCCACCAAAGGGUGUGGGCAGCAUCACAUGGGUGGGGAAGAAGGAGGUUCUCUAGACACUCCAUUAAGGGAUUCCUCUAGCUCAGGCCAGGGUAGUGCCGUAUUCGAAGCUGAUCUGUUUAAUGCCAACAGCAAUGAAAACACCUACACUGAUCCAGCAGAUCUGUUAGCAGAGGCCACUACUGCAGCUACACCAAAUAGUGAUGCCUCCUCAAGUAAUUUCUUUCCAGACACAGACUUCAAUCCUGAGUUACUGCCUGGUCAGGGCACCUUCUCACAUACGAGCUAUUUUGACAGUUCACCCAGUCCAGAGCAGGAUCUUGACCUGGUGAAGAGUUUCAGUGGGGGAAGUCAGCAGAAUACACCGUCGGGAACGCCUCAGAAUCCAACUUCGCACGGCAGGAACACACCCGAUGCCUCCCUAAAGGACCCUUUUGAUGUUAGCAUGGUUUUUAGUGGAGGAGGGAAACCUUUGCUGGGCCCAGGGCCAGAUUUGAGUGAUUCACAUGGAGGUGGUGGACAGAGUCCACUGACGAUGGGUAUCGCAGGACUUGGCAGUGACUUUAAAAGUAGUGAAGUAAAGGUCAAACAGCAGCAGAUGAGACCGAAGGAAGAUAACAGUGGAGGUAACUCUGGAAUGGGGAUAGGAGGAUCAGGCUCUUCCGAAGGAAAGCAGAUGAAGCGUAGUCGUACACCUUCUAGUGAGGGAAAAUCAAAAGAAAAACCACCUAAGCGUAAAAAGCUCGAUCCAGAAGGCAAGUCUCCUUCACACAGCUCUGGGGGUCGGCCCUAUACCCCUCCAAGUGGGAGUGUCAGUUCUGGUGGUUCAAUGAGCGGAGGUGGAUCCAAAUCUCCGGGUAGCUCAGGUCGUUCUCAGACUCCACCAGGAGGUGCUACCCCACCUAUACCUAAAAUCACAAUACAAAUACCAAAAACCUUAACUGGUGGCAAAACGUCUUCUCAUGGUGGUUAUACUUCAAGCAGUUCAGCAGCUGGAAGUACUGGUGGUACCGGUGGCUCGAGCAGCAGUAAAAGCCACCAUUCCCACUCCUCUUCAUCUUCAGGAAAAAUAAAGACUAGCAAGAUGGAAGGCUCCAUGGGUCAAGGUAACAGUUCUAAGCCACCAGGUGCAGGAGGAAGUGGGAGUGGCAUGAACCCACAGUCCAAGAGCUCUUCUCUCGGCAUGGGUUCAGGCAAACCAGGCUCUUCUCCAAUCACUAAACAUGGUAUGUCAGGUUCAGGUAGCAGUGGCAGCAGUGGAGCAGUCAGUGGGAAUAAAAUGAGGCCCCAAGGAGGUAAGCCUCCUGGAUCACUGAUAAAUCCUAGCAUUAAGCCAAACAUUUCUCCUUCACACUCUCGGGCUGGGAGUUCUGACAAACUUUCCUCUCCGAUGAAACAUCAGCAAGGAACGGUUCCAGGAACGCCACCAUCCUCAAAAGCUAAGUCACCAAUUGGUUCUGGAAGUGGGAGUUCAGGGGGGUCAAAAUCUUCUGGUGGUGGGAUGAGUUCCCAGAAACAGUUAGGAAGUGGUUCUUCUUCUGGUUCUUCCUCUUCUUCCACUUCAUCUGCCAGCUCCGCUUCAUCAGGCUCUAUGUCAUUUUCUUCUGGUGGUCAAUCACAAUAUGGGGGUAGUGGGGGUGGUGGAGGAGGAGGUGGAGGGGGUGGAGGGAACAACCCUAAUGCCAAAGGAAAGUCUCCUAGCCGAAACAAAAAACCUUCCCUGACAGCAGUCAUAGACAAGCUUAAGAGUGUGGGAAGCGGUGGCGUCGGUGGAGAGGAGUGUGAAGGCGGAGGAGGUGGUGGUGGUCCUGGUAGCAAUACAGCGAGUGGAGGUGGGGGGGUACCUCCAAAUGUUGGUCCUCCAAAACGAGACAAGGUUGAAAAAGAAGGAAAAUCCAAGGGAACUCUUUCAUCUGGAAAUUCGGGCGAUAAAAAGAUGAUGGAUCCUAAAAGUAGUGGAGUGAGCAGCACUGGUGUGGCUAAGAUUAUCAUAAGCAAACCUGAUGGUGGUUCUCCAAGCAUCAAGUCCAAAGUAACUCUUCAGAAGCCUGGUGACGGAUCAGCAGAAGCUUCAAUGCGCCCCCAGCUUUCAGGCUUGAAAGCGUCACCUCUUUUCAGUGGCUCAACACCAAAGCAUGACCGCAGUUCCCCCAGCCACAGCCGCUCGCCCGGAUACACCCCUCUCUUUCAGGACAGUGAGAGCGAGUCGGGUAGCAGUUCAGUGGCAGAGAAAUCGCAUCAGAACAGCACCAGCUCCGACGACGAUCAGAGCAUGAGGCCAAUCCAGCCACCACAGGACUACAUGUCGGUCAGCCUGGGUGAGAAACACAAGAAGCACAAAAAAGAAAAGAAAAAGCAGAAAGAACGGGAGAGGGAGCGGGAGCGGGAAAGGGACCGGGAUCGAGAGAAGGAGAAGAAGAAAUCAACAAUGUCCUGUGGUCCCUCUUCACAUCCAAUAAAGGCAGACAGCUGGUCCAGGUCUCCUCUGUCUUCAGAACCCUCCAUGUCUUUGCUCAGCUCUGAACGUGUCUCUCGACCGAGUCCUGUGUACAUGCACACUGAGGAUGACGACCUCAUGGACUCUGCUCUGACAGGCUCCAACUUAGAACCGUUCAAAUAGAAGGAACCCACGGGUAUUUUUUACCUUUUUUCUUUUUUUUUCGCAUGAUGUUUUGGCACCUGAAGGUUCUGCAGUUUAAAUGUUGAAUUUUUUAAAGACUUUUAAUGAAGUCAGAUGGUGACACUCCAUCUGUCCACACAUGCAAAAUAAUACAUUAUGCAUUAUUGAAUUGCCGCUGAUUACGAAUGCAAAAAUAAUCCCCCCCCUCCCAACCCCACCUUCCAAACAGUGGCGGUAAAAGUCCAGCAUAUCUAUUAUCUAAAUUAUUUCUCCUGAUAGAUCGCAUUUUAAUUUUUCUGCCGUAUGAUGACAGUGUAAAAAAAAAAAAAAAAAAAAAAGUGUCUUCAUCCUUUGUUACGCCUUUUUAUAAGCGCUUUUAUUUUAUUGGACAUUUUAAUAGUGUUUAUUCAGUUUUAUCCUGUAGUUUUAGACUUCGUAGAGGAGUGUAAGAAGCAGAUUUCCUUAUUCAUGUGUAAAUACUUAGUCAUUUUACACGAUCGAAAUAAACUCCGUGAAUUAAACUUACAUUUUUAUGUAUGAGAAGUGUGGCGUUUUUGAAAGCGUUUACAAAUAUCACCAACAGGGGUCACUACUGAGCUAUAUUUGUAUUAUUUGUUAAAUAUAUAAAGUACACAAGCAUAAAAACCUGAAAAAUCUCUACAGCGUUUAUAAUCUCUUUUUAAUAAAUAAAUAAAUUAUAAUUGUCACUA